UACUAUCCCAAAGACAUAUUUGCGAUGAAUCGCGAUCGCUGGACAAUGGGCGUCGAUCCGAAACUGCAUGGUGUUCGAUCGAAAUUUCAGGGUCACGAUUAUCUCGGCUUCUCCGUACGGCACGGCCGCUUCGGUUUCUGGUAUGAUGAAUUUGAAACACUUGCAAAUCACUUUUGA
Molecule: messenger RNA, 177 nt
Organism: Gongylonema pulchrum
Lineage: Eukaryota; Metazoa; Nematoda; Chromadorea; Rhabditida; Gongylonematidae
Source: the annotation of a GenBank genome assembly